UAUUUUUCUAGUUUAUCCUUUUUAACCAGGUUCUCUCAAAAGUAUCAUUUCUCAUUUUGGCUGUGAGCACGCGACAUCAGCUGAGAUGGCUGCUAUUCCCGAUCCCGAAAAGGAGUCUAAAUCCGAAGCGCCUCAGCUCACCACCGAGGAUCAGCUUGGAGUUCGGACUGUCUAUGGCGACGAAACGCACAGAAGGCUCAAGGGCCGGCACAUCCAACUUAUUGGAAUUGGAGGGACAAUCGGCACUGUUCUUUUCGUCCAAAUCGGCAAAGGCCUAAUGCAAGGCGGUCCAGGAAGUCUCUUCAUCGCCUUUUCCUUCUGGUGUCUAAUCGUCCUCACUAUCACAAUGUGCAUCGCCGAAAUGGUCUCUUACACGCCAAUCUCGUCUCCGUUCGUCCGAUUUGCCGGUAUCUACGUCGACGAAGCUCUCGGUUUUGCUUCCGGCUGGAAUUUUUUCAUCUUCGAAGCUGCGCUUGUACCCUUCGAAGUCACAGCUUGUCAUUUCAUUCUUCAAUUCUGGACCGAUGCGAUUCCUGUGGGCGCUACUAUCGCUGUGAUUAUCGUGCUGUAUGCACUCAUCAAUCUCAUGGCGAUUCAGUAUUUUGGCGAGACUGAGUUUUGGGCUGCUAUUGGAAAAGUCAUUUUGAUCGUUGGCCUCAUCUUCUUUACGUUCAUCGUCAUGGUUGGUGGGAAUCCGCAGAAGGACGCGUUCGGAUUUACCUACUGGAAGAGCCCUGGCGCUUUUGCGGAGCUUUACUACGACGGCGCCUUGGGUAAAUUCGUAGGCUUUCUGGCUUGUCUCAUCCAAGCUGCCUUUUCGAUCGCUGGUCCCGAUUACGUCGCCAUGGCAGCUGGAGAAGCCGAAAACCCUCGCAAGAUUCUGCCCCGGGCUUUCAAGACGGUCUUUUACCGGCUGACCUUCUUCUUCGUGCUUGGAUCCCUCUGUGUCGGCAUUCUAGUGCCUUACGACGACCCAAACAUGAUUGCUGCGUUCAGGGAUGGCAAGUCAGGAGCUGCUGCUUCGCCAUACGUUAUCGCCAUGGACCGUCUUGGGAUCCGGGUUCUGCCGCAUAUCGUCAACGCCAUGAUUCUGGUGUCGGCAUUUUCCGCCGGCAACUCCUAUGUGUUUUGUGCGACGAGAUCUUUGUAUGGCCUUGCGCUUGAAGGGAAAGCACCGAGGUUUUUGAAAAUCUGUACUAGGACUGGUGUUCCCAUUUACUGCGUCCUUGUGGUGCUGCUCAUCGCUCUGCUCUCUUUCCUCCAACUGUCGAAUAGCUCAGCCGUUGUUCUGAGUUGGUUUGUGUCCUUGGUCACAGCCUCUCAGCUGAUCAACUUCUCCGUCAUCUGUCUUACGUACCUUUGUUUCUAUCGUGCAACAAAGGUGCAGGGAUUCGACCGCUCUACACUUCCUUAUCGCGCGUGGUUCAUGCCAUAUGCUGCGUACGUCGGACUAGUUGCGACUUUUAUCAUGGUAUUCGUUGGAGGAUAUACUGUUUUUCUGCCAGGAAUGUGGGAUAUUCCUAGCUUCUUGUUCUCGUAAGUAUCUUUGCUGAACUGACAAUUACACAACUGACCGCCACAGAUACACUUCGGUUGGAUUGUUCCCAGUGUUUUAUGUCGGAUGGAAGAUUGCCCAUAAAACAAAGAUUAUCAAGCCAAAAGAGAUUAAUCUCCGACAUAACUUGGCUCCGAUUGAAGAGUAUGAGAGAAAUUAUGUGGCUAAACCACCAGCAAACUGGUUCGAGAAGGGUUUGCACUUUUUGUUCGGUUGAGAGUACGAUGCAGUAAGAAAAUUUGCAAAUCUGAAGAGUAGGAAGCAAGGAAAUGGAGUUAAGAUAUCAAUAUGUGUUGGCAACAUGACGGAGCGUUUCUAUACAUCUACUGGCGAAAAUACUAGACGGCAUCUGGGGCGGUUAGAAAAAAGGGCAACUAGCAUACGACGAUACCCAAGUUUAAUCGCAAAGCUAUCAUUUCUUAGAAACGCACAUUAGGAAACAGAAUAUCUUUUAGAAUACCUGAGCUAAUCCUUCCAGUCUCGUAAGAAUCUAUUUCUCAAUAUAUGGUGCCAAGGUCUCAGCAG
Messenger RNA from Fusarium verticillioides 7600, 2080 nucleotides. RefSeq lists its product as hypothetical. Gene Ontology annotation, biological process: amino acid transmembrane transport. Gene Ontology annotation, molecular function: amino acid transmembrane transporter activity. Lineage: Eukaryota; Fungi; Ascomycota; Sordariomycetes; Hypocreales; Nectriaceae. The record is from RefSeq and is a predicted model, not a curated record. Gene Ontology annotation, cellular component: membrane. The transcript has 3 exons. Bases 86 to 1540 code for a protein of 484 amino acids.